Molecule: messenger RNA, 2183 nt
Organism: Prunus avium (sweet cherry)
Lineage: Eukaryota; Viridiplantae; Streptophyta; Magnoliopsida; Rosales; Rosaceae
Source: RefSeq, a predicted model, not a curated record
GUAGAAGCCACAACAGCAUCAGCCAGAGCGUCAGCGAAGGGGGGCCAUGGAGAAAAGUGGGCAGUGGCUCACCCCACCACCUAUUGCCUUCUGUCUCGUGUGCAGGAGUACGCAAUAAUCAACUUGGAAAAAUAUUAAACACUUUCACAUUAGAAAAGCUGUGAACUUUUCGGGGUUUUCUAAUUUAUUAGUUGCUUUCUAGAGAGAACUGAUUAGUCAUCGCAGUGGUCAAAACAAGAGUGCUCCACCAACUUUUAGUCAUCUGCUGCUCUUCGUCACACAAAAAUCGUUUCCUAUAGAAUCGCUGGGAGAGCAGAACAGAAGUCCCAUCAAAACCCAUUUCAUUUCAAGCCUUGUAGGUGAGCUCAAUAGAGAGAUGUCUUUGAUAGGAAGAGUACACCCUGACUGCGUAAAUGUAUCCAAUCCAUACCAUGAAUGCACUGAAAAUUGCUUGAGAAAGAUUCAGGAAGGGAAAGGCCGGAAGACUAAAAAGAAAUCAGAUAAUGGAAGCACAUUUAAAGGUGGUGAGUUCAAAAAAAAGGCGGUGGACGAUAGAAGAGCAUCUAAUCCUUACCAUGACCCUGAAUAUUACCUGCAACAAACCGGUGGUGCCAAACCUCGUGGGGAUAUAAAAGAACCAGGUUCCAUAAUUGAUGUUCCUAUAUUGGGCAGAAAGAAGGAGAGAUCCCGACCAAAGCCCCCUCAAGAGCUUGACAAUGUCCCUGGGCAAGGUGCAGUUUAUCAUUUAGAUGCUCCGUCAUCUAAGGAAAAGGUGAAUUUAGAGAAUGUUUUGAUUGCAGGCUCCAUCCUUGAUGAUCCUAUUUUCGGCAGAAGAAAGCAGGGAUCCCAACCAAAGACUUCAGAAGAGCUUGAAGAUGUCCCAGUUGAAGACUCCGUGCUUGAUGAUCCUAUAUUCGGCAGACGAAAGCAUGGAUCCAAACCAAAGCACCCUGAAGAGAUUGAAAAUGUACCAGAUGAAGGUGUGCUUUAUCCUUCUGAUUUACCCUCGUCUCCUUCUAAGGAAAAGGUGAAAUUACAGAAUGGUGAGCAUAAAUCUUAUUCUCCACCGAUUUCUGAAGUAAAAGAUCCUUCUUUCAACAAGGUACAAGUGCAGUCCUCUCUGUUAGUGCCUCCAUCUGGAAUUAUCACAAUGCCUGAAUAUCCCAAAGAUCCUCCAGAGAAUGGUGCUACUGAUGUCACUAGUGAAUUACCUGGUCAUGGGGAAGACAAUGAAAAUCUUCAUCAUUCUGUUCCAAAUCUUACUGUCAACAAUGCAGGAGAGGGCGCUGCUGGUUCAGCUUCAGAUUCUAGAAGCUUUAGUUUCUCAGGUACUCUCCAACCUUUUGAAGAGAGUGAUGAAGAAGAGACGCGAUCUGUUAACUCUGAUUCCAGUGUGUCUGUGGGAAAAUACCGUGUGAAAGGAAGUUUCUCUUCAAUUCUCCAGUCCAUUUUUGACAAAUAUGGUGAUAUAGCAGCAAGCUGUCAAUUGGAAUCAAUUGUCAUCCGCUCUUACUAUCUCGAGUGCGUAUGUUAUGUGGUUCAAGAGUUGAAGCGAACUUCAAUCAAGCAGCUGACAAAGCCUAAAGUCAAAGAAAUGUUAUCUAUGCUUAAGGAUGUAGAAUCCUCAGGAAUGGAUGUUGGUUGGCUUCGUCUUAUCAUCAACGAAUGUGCAGAAACCACUGAACUUGUCAGUCGGCAUCGAGCAUUCGAAGCAGCAAAGGCCAACUGCGAUCGCGAUAUAGAAUCAACAAAGAAAGAACUAGAAUCACAUAUGGAGGUUUUGGCUCAGAAAGAAAAGGAGGUUGCUGAAACCAGAGCCCGCCUGAGGGAGCUUGAGCUUAAAUCUUCUGCUCUGAGUGAGACUGUUAGUAACAUGAAGUCCAAGGUUGAUAAUCUUCAAACCAAGCCAUUGUUGGACAAAGUGUUGUGAGGCGACUUCAAAAGCUGUAAAGCCUGUAAUCACUAGGUCACAGAUAAAAUGUUCUGAAGGGUGAAACUAAUUUAGCUCAUCCUUUUAUACUUGUAGCUAUAUAGUAAACAUAGGAUAUCGUGUCGAUUUCGGAGUGGUUUGAUGAAAUCAUGUCACUUUUCUUUUGAGUUUUUCUGCUUCCAUUUAUAUGAACACAAUGGAGGUAGAAGAAAGUAAUUGACAAAUAAAUGCUUCUAUAUCCCUUUUUCUGAAA